AUGGGCUCCACCCCGGGCUAUGAGCCAGCCAGAGAGCGGGACGGUGAAGGUUUAGCCGAUAUGCCUCCACCACCUUCGGGCUAUAGCCCCCACGGAGCCCGGGCGCACACCCCAGGCCCUGGCAUACCGGCAGAGCAGUUCCCAGACUCCGGAAAGCUGCACAGCUACGCAGAGGUGUCCCACCUGGGCAAGGGCUCCUUCGGCGACACCUGGAAGGCCUACGACCGGAACCUGAGGAAAUACGUCGCGAUAAAGAUCUUCUACAUGAGGCCGAGCUCGAUCGGGACGAAGGCGUUUUUCUUGACCCCGGCGAUUGUGCGAAAGCUGGGCGCCAAGGUUGCGGGCGAUGUGCAGGAGGCGGUGGAGGAGUGUGUGGCAGUGAAGCGUUUGAUGACUUCUAGCAAUGCGGCCUACUAUCCGGGCUCCCACAACAUGUGCCAGUGCUUCCAGGAGACAUGUGAACGACGCCCAGCCCUCAGAGCCCAUCUUCCUGGUGCUGGAGCUCUGCGGAAAGAGCCUGAGCGAGCGGCUCCGCGAAAGGCCCAACUGGGCCUGGCGCAAGCUGAGAUCAUCACUCAGAUCCUCCAGGGAGUGGACUUUCUGCAGGCCAACGGCCUGAUCCACCACGACCUCAAGCCCGACAACGUCUGCGUCACCGACAGGAAUGUAGUGAAGAUCAUCGAUUUUGGGGGUCUCCAGAAUUUCUUCGGGAAGCAGAAAAGCUGCGCCCACACCCCGGCCUACGCCCCGCCGGAGCUCCUCAAAGAGAACCACUGCUACGACAUGCGGGGCCCGGUCUACGCCUACGACGGCUACGCCACGGGGCUUAUGCUCAUGGAGUUCAUGUGCGGUACUUUGACGGGCCUUCGCCCGGGCCGUUCCAACCCCUGCACCUACGGCAUUGUAUACGGAGCCGAAGAUGUGAACGCGCGUUUUGUGGCCAAGAUGCUCACGCAGGUCACGACAACCGAGCGGAUGUCACCCCAAAGGGCAGUGGCGUAUUUGCUGAGUCCGCAACCCACCACUGCCUAUGACCGCAAUGGCUACACCUGA
Molecule: messenger RNA, 1053 nt
Organism: Effrenium voratum
Lineage: Eukaryota; Dinophyceae; Suessiales; Symbiodiniaceae
Source: the annotation of a GenBank genome assembly